This is a messenger RNA of Trichoderma citrinoviride, 1029 nucleotides long. Its product is annotated as 3-isopropylmalate dehydrogenase. Gene Ontology annotation, cellular component: cytosol. Gene Ontology annotation, biological process: L-leucine biosynthetic process. Lineage: Eukaryota; Fungi; Ascomycota; Sordariomycetes; Hypocreales; Hypocreaceae. The transcript has 5 exons. The record is from RefSeq and is a predicted model, not a curated record. Gene Ontology annotation, molecular function: 3-isopropylmalate dehydrogenase activity. Bases 1 to 1029 code for a protein of 342 amino acids.
AUGGCGGAGCACAAUAUUGUCGUGUUUGCGGGAGACCAUGCCGGUCCUGAGGUCAUUGCUGAGGCUGUCAAGGUUCUCAAGGCCAUCGAGCAACACAGCCCCAGCGCCGGCAAAUUCAACCUCAAAGACCACCUCCUCGGCGGCUGCUCCAUCGACGCAACCGGCACCCCCCUAACGGACGAGGCCCUCGCGGCCGCAAACGCCGCCGACGCGGUCCUCCUCGGCGCCAUCGGCGGCCCCAAAUGGGGCACCGGCGCCGUCCGCCCCGAGCAGGGGCUCCUGCGCCUGCGCAAGGAGAUGGGCACGUACGGCAACCUGCGCCCGUGCUUCUUCGCGUCCGACGCGCUGGUCGACUCGUCGCCGCUCAAGGCCGACGUCUGCCGCGGCACCGACUUUGUCAUUGUGCGGGAGCUGACGGGCGGCAUCUACUUUGGGGAGCGCAAGGAGGACGACGACGGGUCCGGCCGGGCGUGGGACACGGAGCCGUACUCGCGCGGCGAGGUCGAGCGCGUGGCCAGGCUGGCGGGCUUCCUGGCGCGGGGCCGCGGCGAGAAGAGGGUGUGGUCGCUGGACAAGGCCAACGUGCUGGCCACGAGCCGCCUGUGGCGCAAGGUCAUGACGGAGACGUUUGCCAGGGAGUUUCCGGACCUGACGGUCGAGCACCAGCUGAUUGACAGCGCGGCCAUGAUCAUGGUCAAGAACCCGAGGGGCUUGAACGGCGUCGUCGUGACGAGCAACUUUAUGAAAAGAAUGGGGGAGAACGAGAAAACUGACGGUGAUGGGGCAAUUUCAGGUUCCGCACCGGACAUCAGCGGCAAGGGCAUCGUCAACCCCAUCGGCACCAUCCUCUCCGUGGCCAUGAUGCUGCGGUACUCGCUGAACCUGCCGAACGAGGCCAAGGCCGUCGAGGAGGCCGUCAAGAGGGCGAUUGACGGGGGUCUGAGGACGAAGGACAUGGGCGGCAGUUCGGGGACGAAGGAGGCGGGUGAUGCGAUCGUUGAGGAGCUCGUCAAGGUUCUCAAGGCGUAA